Molecule: messenger RNA, 2685 nt
Organism: Chara braunii
Lineage: Eukaryota; Viridiplantae; Streptophyta; Charophyceae; Charales; Characeae
Source: the annotation of a GenBank genome assembly
GUCCGACACACCAUCGCGUUGGUUGAAGGUGCUAUUCCUCCAAAGGGUUGCGUAUACCAAAUGGGACCCGGUGAGUUGGAGGAGCUUCGGCGACAGAUUGAUGAGAUGAUUGACAAGGGGUGGAUCAAGCCUAGCGAAUCUGAAUUUGGUGCUCCUGUGUUGUUUGUUCCAAAGAAAGGAGGCAAACUCCGCAUCUGUAUUCACUAUCGCGGCCUAAACCGCAUCACAAGAAAGAACGCCUAUCCAUUGCUCCGAAUAGAUGACUUGCUUGAUGCCGCAGGUGGGUGCAAGGUCUUCUCCAAGAUCGAUCUCAAGUCUGGCUACCACCAGAUUGAAGUCGAUCAUGCGGACCAGCACAAAACUACGUUCAAAACACGCGAUGGGCUUUACAAGUUUACCGUAAUGCCCUUCAGUCUCACGAACACACCGGCCACCUUCGAAAGCCUCAUGGACAAAGUCCUCCGCGAACAGAUUGGCCGGUUCGUGGUGCUCUACCUCGAUGACAUACUAAUCUUCAGCAAGUCCAUGGAGGAACACCUCAAGCACCUUGAGGAAGUACUGACCAUCCUCAAGAAGACGCAACUUCAUCUCAACUUAGAGAAAUCUCAGCUUGGGAAGGAUAGCGUCAUCUAUCUUGGGCACCGGUUGUCUGCUGCAUGCCUAAAGCCUGAGGCAACCAAGGUGGAGGUCAUACGCAACUGGCCUCAGCCCGUGAAUGUUCGCGAGCUGCGCUCUUUUCUUGGUCUCGCGUCAUACUAUCGGAAGUUUGUGCCCCGCUUCUCCAUUGUUGCGCGUCCAUUGUCUCGACUGACAAGUAAGAAUGUUCCCUAUUUUUGGGACACCACGUGCAUGAACGCCUUUCAAGCUUUGAAAGACGCCUUGACAAGCGGCAUGGAGCAGCAGCAAGGCGAGACUACCAAGGCCUAUGAGACCCGCAUGUUGGACAUGGUGGCAGAGUUCAAGCAACAGGCAGCUGCGGCAACAUCCGCACGUAAGAAGGAAGAUGAGGAAGCAGAGGAACAACGUCGCCUUGCUGAACAGCAGCGACAGGAGGACGCUGAGGCAGCAAGGAAGGCCGCAGACGAACGUCGUCGACUACCCCGAGACAAACUCCUCGAAUGCGAGAGGGACAUCGAGGUGAUCGUCGGCGAAUGGGCAGUGGCUGCUGAAGAGGAGGGUGCCCCCUCUGCUGUGCGUGGCCUGGCAACCAUAAUCGAACAUGUGAGCGACUUGGUCGCCACCUCUGCAGCACAGCAAGAGGACAUCCUCUGCGUGGACACCCUGGUUCGGAAGCAGAUUCGAAUUAUUGAUGAACUGCUUGACUCGCGAACCGACGAGAUAGGCCUAUGUUUUCUACGAGCCGCCGUGACGACCGAAUUUUCACCUACAGACUUGUCUUCGGACCCCCGAGUGGUGCGGUUGCUCAACGAGUUCACCGACAUCUUCGAGUCUCCUACCUGUGUGGUGCCGGAUCGGACGAUCUCCCACGAGAUCAAUCUUGAGGCCUGUGUCGUGCCGUCGAAAGGAUACAUCUAUCGAACAAGCGAGGAAGAGCUCGCGAUUCUCCGCGCUCAACUCGACGAUCUUUUGGACAAGGGCUGGAUCCGCCCUAGUAGCUCACCAUACAGUGCGCCAGUUCUCUUCGUACGGAAGAAGAACAAGGAUCUUCGCUUGUGCAUCGACUACCGCAAGCUCAACACACAAACCGUCAAGAAUGCAGGACCUCUUCCGCGGAUUGACGACCUUCUCGAGCAUUUGGGCGGCGCGAAAUUCUUCUCAAAGUUGGACUUCAAGUCGGGCUACCAUCAAAUCUCAAUACGCCCACAAGAUUGCUACAAAUCCGCGUUCAAGAUGCGGUACGGGCAUUUUGAGUGGAUCGUUCUGCCUUUUGGCCUCACCAAUGCCCCAACGACCUUUCAAGCGGCCAUGACCAACGAGUUUUGUGCGAUGCUGGACCGGUUCGUACUAGUCUACUUAGACGACAUUCUCGUCUAUAGCCGGACAUUGGAGGAUCAUCUUGAGCACCUUCGACGAGUGUUGGAGACGCUCCGCCGCGCCAAGUACAAAGCCAACCGCGGCAAGUGCGAAUUUGUCCGGCAAGAGCUGGAAUACUUGGGCCAUUUUGUCACACCGGAGGGCGUCAGUCCAUUGUCGAACAAGAUUCAAGUCAUCCAAGAGUGGCCAGAGCCGAAGACCGUCACAAAUGUCCGUUCCUUCCUUGGCUUAGCCGGCUACUAUCAAUGCUUCAUCAAGGGAUACUCGAAGAUCGCGGUUCCUUUAUCCAAGCUUCAAUGCGAGGACCGGCCAUUCGACUUCGACGACAAUGCGCAGACUUCCUUUUUGGCUCUCAAAGCCGCAUUGCUAUCCGCGAAGGUGUUGCACAUCUACGAUCCGCUUUUGUCGACACGUGUCACUACCGAUGCGUCCGACUAUGGCAUUGGUGCCGUUCUCGAGCAACAUGACGGUGUGGACUGGCAUCCGAUCAAGUACUUUAGCAAGAAAGUGCCCAUCGUGCACUCGAUUGACGAUGCACGGAAGGAGGAAUUAUUGGCCUUCGUACACGCGCUCAAGGGCUGGCAGCAUUUUCUUCUCGGUCGACGGCAGUUGUGAUAGGUAACGGAUAACAAUCCAUUGGUCUUCUACAAGACCCAAGACACGGUCAAUAGCACCAUUGCCCGUUGGAUG